Molecule: messenger RNA, 8568 nt
Organism: Pseudophryne corroboree (corroboree frog)
Lineage: Eukaryota; Metazoa; Chordata; Amphibia; Anura; Myobatrachidae
Exons: 2
Coding region: 2810-4786 (658 amino acids)
Source: RefSeq, a predicted model, not a curated record
AUUUCUUCUGUCUAUAAAUAGAUGACGCAGGUGACGUUUCCAUCAUGAAUGGUAGUGUUCCUCUAAUGUAUAAAUGUUUCAGCCUCUCUGUGCCGUCAUGUAACUAUUUUUUUACUGUGCGAUACCUGUGCUCUGUAGCCAUGUGUUUAUAUCAAUAGGGCCAGGAUGUUGAUAUAGUUGUAUCCAGGGAACAUGCAUUUCUUUUUCAUCCACUAGGGGUCACUGGAGUACUCUUGGGAUAUGGACGGUUUCCGUAGGAACAGGGCACUGAAUAUUUAAAUUUAGAACACUCCACCCCUCCAUAUCCCCGAGUACCUCAGUGUUUUUUCUAUGCUCGAAGUAGCAACAGGUCGUUUGUGGCUGGGUCCACAAUUCUUUUGACUAAAUUCUUUUAAUUUUUUUUUUUUUUCUUUUUUCACAUCCCUUUCCCCCUUCCAAAAGGCAGGGUCAGGGAUAGUGCAAGCUGCUGAUAGCAGCAGUGGCGUGUCGGUCCUCACUGAAUGAGCUCCCUCACAGCCACACACAGAUCCUCCUGCACAGGCUGGCCGGCGCUUGUACAGAAGCCCCGUCGGAGCCUCAUCACAAGCUGCAGGAGUGAAGAACGUUCCAGUACUACGUCUCUACUCCACCGGAGGCGCAGGGGUGUUAGUGGGAAUUUGGGAUCACAUUUCAUAGUACUGGCCACGUGUACUGCACUGGGCCAGGUAGGUAGGUAGGUCUGUCUGUCUGUCUGUCUGUCUGUCUGUCUGUCUGUCUGUCUGUCUGUCUGUCUGUCUGUCUGUCUGUCUGUCUGUCUGUCUGUCGUGUGGAGGAGGAAACAGGCGGCACUCCAAGGACUUGUAUAACAAACUUGUAUUCAAAACAUGGUGAAAAAAACAAAGCAAAACAAAGGUACAGGUAUCUUACAACGUUUCAAGGCAUGGCAGCCUUUUCAUCAGGUAAGUGACCCUGGUGCUGUGAAAGAAAAGAAAAACGAACCAAACUAAACCCAGAAACACUCACCUUUUAAAUAGCAUGCAGGAGGAAGGCAAGCUGUUCCCGGCGUCUGUGAUCAGGACUUCCUGGUGAGUCACGUGAGAGGCUCUGUGAUGACGUGUGUGUUGCCUAGCAACGUGUCCGUGAUUAGACAGGCGCCGGGAAAGCCUGUCAGAGAAAUGUAAACAAAGUGAUAAGGCAUGUGAAAUACAUGCAGUGAAGCUGUGAACGGAACUUGUGAAAGUGAAAGCAAUAUAGUGACUGAGAGAUAAGUUUAAAAGAUGUUUAAAAAGACAAUAUUCAAAAAGCUGUACAGCAAAUAACAUGCAGUUUUAUAGUUACCAAUGAAGGCACAUGUUAUAUGGGCAUAUGAGCAUUUUAACUGUAUAUCCCAUGCAGGGAAAAAUAAUUAUUAUUUAAAUUGUAAUCUUUAAAUUUUGAUAUUGACUUGGGCACUAAGCCCUGGCUGACGUAUGUCACUCAAGAGGUGCAGGAGAACAGGAAGUCCUUGGAGUGCCGCCUGUUUCCUCCUCCACACAACACCUGAGCCACAGGUGGGAAGGGACUGUUUGUCUGCAUUAUCUUUUGGAGGGCACCCAGGCGUUAUUCUACUUAUCAGAGUGCCGGAUAUUUCUUUUUUAUAUAUAUAUAUAUAUAUAAUCACCUUAGUACUAUUUUACUGAGUCGUGCAAGUGUCUGUUUUUUGUGUAUUGUAUUGUCUGUCGCCAUAAUGAGUAAGGCACCAGCAAAAACUAAAAAGCAUCACUGCAAAGUCUGUAGCAGUGUGUUACCGGAUGGAUCUACCACAUGUACAGUAUGUUUUGUGGAUUCGGUUCAGAAUACAAUUUCUGCUCCGGUUUUAAAGCCAAUUUCUUCCCCGAACCCUCCUUGGGAAAUGCUAGCCAAUGUACUGGCUGGGUUGCAAUCAGAAUUGACCGCCGCUCGACAGGAGCGGGAAACGGCAAGAUCUGAGUCUAGGGUGAGACCGCCAGAACUACCGGAGGCGUCUCAGCCUUGCGAAAGGUCCAAAUCCAUUUUGGGUAGACGGGAUAAAUUUCAUGUCUUAUGAUUUACCAGUUUCUGCUAUGUUGCAUUCUGACAAUUCCAUGCCAGACCUCACGGCACAAGAUGAGGGUGAGGAGGGCGAAGUGGAGUCAGACAGUGAGGAUUUUAACAGCUCAGGCAUUGAUAAUCUCAUCAGAGCGGUGCGUCAGUCUCUGAAGUUUACAGAAACUGAGGAGCCUCUCAAAUGAUCGGGUCGUCUUUACUAAACGACAAAGAACUCCAAUAAGUUUUCCUGUGACGGAGUCUCUUAAUAAGAUGUUAGUAGAAACACGACAGGCUCCAGAUAAACGGUUUUCUAUACCUCGCAGAUUUAAGUCUAGUUACCCGUUUCCAGACUCUGUGACAUGUACAUGGGAGAAUCCACCAAUAGUUGAUUCGUCAGUGUCGAAGCUUACAAAGAAAUUAACCAUACCAGUGCCAGCGGCUACUACGCUUAAAGACCCUUCAGAUCGCAAGAUAGAAACUAUGCUAAAGUCCAUGUGUGUAGCAGCAGGAGUGCUGCUGAGACCUGGCUUGGUUGGUAUCUGGGUCACUAAGGCGCUCAUAGUAUGGAUAACAGAACUUAAGUCUGCCUUACAUGACGAACACCUUAUACUUCUUGCUGAUCAAAUGUGUGAGGCUUUGGAGUAUCUCUGUACAGCUUCUACUGACGUCUGUCAGCUCACUUCUCGUAUUUCAUCGUCGCUAGUUACGGCACGACGAGCACUCUGGCUGCGUGCUUGGCAAGCGGAGGCAGAGGUCAAACGAGGUAUAGAGGCGUUACCUUACGAUGGCAAGAAGUUGUUUGGUCCUGAAUUGGACGCAUGGAUUGCUGAGGCUACGGGAGGAAAGUCGGUUUUCUUACCAUUGCCUCCACCGGUACCAAGAAGGAGGUACUCUGGACCUUCGUUCAAAUCCUUUAGACCUCAGUCCUUUCGAGGACGUGGCAGAGGAACAGCCACGCCUGGUGGACGUGGUUUCCAACAAACCAACACAAGUCGUCAGGACGCUAAGGUUACCGACAAGCCAGUGGCAUGACGGGCUACCAGCCCAUCUCGGUUCUCCGAUUGUGGGAGCACGCCUUCAGACGUUCCAGUUGGCGUGGUUGCAGACAUCCGCGGAUAGGUGGAUCCGCAAUUUAGUGUUAAAAGGUUACAAAAUAGAGUUCGACUGUCUUCCGCCACUGCGGUUUUUCAAGACAGGAUUGCCUCUGUCGGACGACAAGAGGGCGGUUCUGCAAAUUGCCAUUCAGUCCCUACUGGAUUCAGCAGUUUUGAUUCCGGUCCCUGUACAUCCACAGGGUCAGGGUUAUUAUUCCAGUCUGUUUGUGGUACCGAAGCCGGAUGGCUCAGUCAGACCAAUAUUGAACUUAAAGGGUCUCAAUCGGUACGUAACUUACUACAGAUUCAAGAUGGAAUCUCUGCGUUCCGUGAUUGCGGGUUUAGAGCCAAAGGAAUUCAUGAUUGCGCUAGAUCUCAAGGAUGCGUACUUACACAUUCCGAUUUGGCAGCCUCAUCAGAGAUUCUUGCGGUUUGCAAUACGCCAGAACCAUUACCAGUUUCAGGCUCUACCGUUUGGCCUAUCGUCAGCGCCUCGGGUGUUCACCAAAGUGAUGUCUGUGAUGAUAGCUCAUCUCGGAUCCCUGGGAGUAACAAUAGUUCCGUAUUUAGACGAUCUGCUCAUCAAAGCCCCGUCUCAACAGAUGCUUCUCCAACAUGCGCUGCUAACGUACAAUGUACUGGUUCACCACGGUUGGAUUGUCAACUUCAAGAAAUCACAUCUAAUUCCGUCUCAACGCCUUCAAUUCCUAGGAAUGAUUUUCGAUACGGUCAAUCAAAGAAUUUACCUACCACAACAGAAAGUACAGAUUCUACGCCAUCUGGUACAAUUAGUGCUCAAGCCACGCACAGUGUCGGUACAUUUGUGCAUUCGCCUCUUAGGCACAAUGGUGGCAGCUUUCGAAGCGCUUCAGUUCGGAAGAUUUCACUCGCGUCCUUUUCAACUGGAUGUGCUCGCACAGUGGUCGGGCUCGCAUCUGCAGAUUCACCACAGGGUGAGGUUGUCGCCAAGGGCAAGGGUGUCUGCUCUGGUGGCUCAAGGAACACAAUUUAACCGCAGGGAGACUGUUCGGCGGCUGGAAUUGGAUAAUUCUAACGACGGACGCCAGUCUCAGAGGUUGGGGAGCUGUAGUUCAAAAUUGUCAGCUCCAGGGUCUCUGGGCGGAUCACGAAAGAUUGCGGUCUAUAAAUGUCCUGGAACUCCGCGCAAUUUACAAUGCGCUACGACAAGCAGUGCACAUGCUUCGGUCUCACACUGUCCAGGUGCAGUCAGACAAUGUGACAGCGGUCGCAUACAUCAACAAACAAGGAGGAACAAGAAGCCGCAUGGCAAUGCGGGAAGUAGCUUGAAUCCUCAAUUGGGCGGAAUACCACCAGGUGAUAUUGUCGGCAGUGUUCAUUCCGGGAGUGGACAACUGGGAAGCGGAUUAUCUCAGUCGUCGGGAUUUUCAUCCAGGAGAAUGGGCAUUAAAUCCAGAAGUGUUUCACAUGUUGGUUCAGCGGUGGGGUUAUCCUCAGGUGGACCUGAUGGCGUCUCGACACAAUCACCAAACGCUCCAGUAUGUGUCCAGAACGAGGGAUCCAAAGGCAGUGGCGGUGGAUGCUCUCACCGUCGCGUGGCUGUACAGCCUUGUGAAUCUGUUUCCACCGUUUCCGUUGCUCCCUCUGGUGCUAAAACGGAUCAAAAGAGUCUGUCACAGUCAUACUAGUGGCGCCUCAUUGGCCUCGGAGAGCUUGGUUCUCGGAUCUCCGCGGACUACUCGCAGACGAUCCUUGGCCGCUCCCUCUACGUCCGGACUUGUUACAACAGGGUCCGUUCCUUUACCCCGAUUUAGCGCGGCUGCGUUUGACGGGGUGGCUGUUGAGACCGCCCUCUUAAGAAGAGAGGGCAUUCCAGAAUCGGUUAUACCAACCAUGUUACGAGCUAGGAAGCCAGUUACGGCAGCUCAUUAUUACAGAAUUUGGCGUGCCUAUAUAGGUUGGUGUGAAACUCGGAAGUUUCCGACAUCAUCUUUCAAGUUAUCCUGUCUUUUGUUAUUUCUACAGACGGGGUUAGAUGGAGGACUGCGUUUAUCUACACUAAAGGUGCAGGUAUCUGCGUUGUCAAUUUACUUUCAAAGACGAUUGGCUCUAUUGCCGUCGGUACACACUUUUCUGCAGGGUGUCCUCAGAGUACAGCCUCCAUUAAUUCCACCUACAGCGCCAUGGGACUUGAAUCUGGUUUUAGAUUUCUUACAGUCUUCAUAUUUUGAACCCUUACAGCAAGUGGAUAUAAAGUUUCUCACUUGGAAAACAAUUUUUCUGCUAGCCUUAGCUUCGGCAAGGCGUGUUUCAGAUUUGGGUGCCUUGUCAUGCAAGCCACCGUAUUUGGUGUUUCAUGAUGACAGAGCGGAACUUCGGACGAAUCCCGCUUUCUUACCAAAAGUAGUGUCCUCUUUUCACAUCAAUCAACCAAUAGUAGUUCCUGUGUUAACAGCACAUUCUGGAACUCUGGAUGUAGUACGCGCAUUACGCGUUUAUGUAUCCCGAACGUCUUCAGUUCGUAAGACGGAUACGUUGUUUGUUCUCUAUGAUGCUGCCAAGAUGGGUUGGCCAGCGUCUAAACAAACCUUAUCCAGAUGGAUAAAACUGACCAUACGUCAGGCUUAUCUUCAUGCUAGGUUACAGCCGCCUACAUCAGUAACAGCUCAUUCCACACGUUCUGUGGGAACUUCAUGGGCAGCUGGUCGGGGAGCUUCUACGACGCAGCUUUGCCGUGCGGCUACAUGGUCUUCAGUGCACACGUUUGUGCGCUUUUACAAGUUUGAUACGUUUGCGGCAUCAGCAUCUAGCUUUGGCCGCCUAGUGUUACAGGUGCCAAACAGCUCUACCGCCCACGGGGGAAGCUUUGGUACGUCCCAAGAGUACUCCAGUGACCCCUAGUGGAUGAAAAAGAAAAAAAGAUUUUGGUACUUACCAGGUAAAUCCUUUUCUUUGAAUCCAUAGGGGGCACUGGACGCCCACCCAGAGCAGUUUUACCUGGUUUGUGGUAAGUUCAGAGGAUCUUAUGGUAACACACUCUCACCGACUGGUUCAAAUUUAUCAAGUGAUGGUUAUGGUGUCAACUGUUUAGUUGUCUGUACCGUUAUGGGUCAACUUUGUUGUUGUCCGUUAUGUUAUAUGUAAUACUCCAUUGUCAACCUCUCUAUAGUUCCUGUUCGGCUCAGUAAAAAACACUGAGGUACUCGGGGAUAUGGAGGGGUGGAGUGUUCUAAAUUUAAAUAUUCAGUGCCCUGUUCCUACGGAAACCGUCCAUAUCCCAAGAGUACUCCAGUGCCCCCUAUGGAUUCAAAGAAAAGGAUUUACCUGGUAAGUACCAAAAUCCUAUUUUUUGUGUACAUUGUACUUGUCAGUUAUUCACUGAGUGCAGGUUAGUGCCUUUGGGAUUUAUAAUUUGUACUAUAUUCAUGAGCGUUUAAUACUGCUCCGAGGGUGUUUUUGGUUAGACUGUGUCUCGCCACACCGGACUUCUGGCUUCUGUUUUGUGGAGUGUAUGUGAAGUCUAAUAUGACUCAGGAGCAGCUUCUGUUCUCAGUGGGUGCAGUAUUUGGUCCUGAACUGGAGAGGAGCAUUGUACAAGCUACAAGUUAGUCCUCCUCCUCCUUCGUCCUCUGUCCUCAAGGCACUUACAGCAUCUUCCCUUUGAUGGAGUGAAGGUAACUCACUGGGAGAAUGUUUUCAUAAAUCCAUUUUACGGAUUGGCCGCCGUGUGAAUAGCAGUCAGGGGGCGUUUGUGGGCGGUAACGAGGGAGUGGCGACUAAACGCAGCCGCGUCCCGACUGUCUUGGGAGGUCCGCCACAGCCUGAGAGUGCAAUCCCGUACGCAGACUCGGUGGCAACGGCGGCCUUUCUAAGUGAGCGUAGGGUUACAUAGAACUUCGGUAGUCGCCUGACCAGCGUCCAAGUGCUGCGUCUUGGAUUUGCAAAGCCUUUGGUUAGCGUCUCAAUACAAAACCUGGCAGGUGUGACAAUUACAUACUUGUCACACAGUCCCUGUGUAAACGUUCGCAACAGUGGUGAAUUAACGCACAUAUCUGAAUCGGGCCCCAGAGACCAUAAUUCCGGGGGUCUCUUCAUUCAUUGGAUGUGGUGAGGUCUUAUGCUCGGAGGAGGAGAGCGCUCUACUAGAUGAAGACUUCCUUGGUUCUCUGACGUGUCAGACUUCUAUGGGGACAGGGAGUCUCUUCCGAGAGCCUACAUGCACAUUCUACCGGAUCAGUGGGCGGCUCGGGGCAUCGGCUGGGGAGCUCUGAUGACUUAUACACAGACUAGAUUAUACUUGUGUUUGCCGCAACGGAUGCCAUUUUGGGAAGGAAGGACGUUUUCUGAGUCCCGUACUUUAUGCUUGCUCCCCUUUGUGUGUGAUCCUCGUUUUUCCAGUUAUGUGGUGCUAUGUUGCUUUUCCUUCUAUAUCCCUGUGCCUGCAUGACCUCCAGUACAUUUGCCAGACAUGUUUAAAGGGCCCACACUCCUAGAUACAUACUAUAUCCCAGUAGGCUCAGAGAACAGAAUAUACAGGGUAUGUUACAUUAGCAGGGUAGAUUGUGACGUUUAAGCUAUACAUAUAAAAUCAUAAGGGUUGUCUGUAAAUAGCAAUUUGUUUGGAAUAAUAUACUUGUAGGGACUGUUAAUGACCUAGGAAGACAAAUUUUUAUUUUUUUUGUCUGUUUGUUCCGGCAUCACGCAAAAACUACUGGAUGAGUUUGGAUCUCCUUUCGCUGUUUAGCUUAGUGACCUAGAAAGAAACUGUAUGUAUGUUGUCGAACAAGGAGAGGAGCAACCAGAGGAAUAACCAAACGCUUGAUACUCUGCGCGGCCAAUGUGCAGGCGCCUCAAGUCCAAAAUGACCAUGUACAUAAAUAUACUGUGUAUAUACACAUAUAUUGCUCACCCUGAAAAAUGUUCAGGGCUGCAGGCAUAGAUCUCGGGACCAGCUGCUUCUCCCAUAGGCAGCUUUAUGUGGCUUGCUCACGUGUUCGUAGCCCCAAGGAUCUGUUUGUGUUAUUCCCUGAAGGAAAAACUGCCAAUAUUGUUUACAAAGAAACUUUGGGAUCUAUUCAAGAAGAGUCGGAAACUGCCGUCUUGUCGGAAAGAUGGCAGUUUUCAGCUGAUUUAGGUCUGAUGGUGUUCCGACCUAUUCAAUAGGGGCAGUUUUUUUCCGACAAGUCGGGAUUUUUUGACUUGUCGGAAAACACGUGGAUCGGCGGAAUAGCCAACAAUCUGCGUGCUUCUGUCAGAAACUGGGCCAGAUCUGACAAUCUCAAUCCGACUUUAAAAAAAGUGGGACUUUAACUACUACUAAAAAAGUAGGACUGGUGGGACUUUUACUAAGGCUAUUAAAGUAGGACUGGUGUAUGACUAAUUCUUAUAAAUCCCGGUAAGAAGGCGAUUUCCAUUAAGCUGUAUAGUUUUGGAUUUAUAAAAUUUCACUGCAAAAACAAGUAACUAUUUU